AUUUCGUACGGUUUGCAGUAGUCCCUGUCCGGUUGGAUAGUACAAGGAACAUAAACAACAACAACGUGUUUUAAUGUUUCUCAAAACAAAACAGAAAUAUCAAUAUGUCAUAACUUUACAUUUUAUUCUCAAAGACUUUGUAAUGACUUUUUAUUAGAAUUGAAAAAUGGCUCCAAUAACAUUGAAAAAGAGUAUUAUUGAUGAUUACGCUGAAGAGCUCAUUUUUCAAACUUUAAAUCUAAAGAAAAAAGAUGAAAAUUUCAAAACUGCUUUCGAAUUUGUUAUGUCCAAUUUUAGGUUCCAUCGUUUUCUGGAUGUGAAUCCUUUAGAUAUUACCAGAAAUAUAUCUGGCUUAUGUAAAAAGUUAUGUAUUAACUGUCAAGAUAUGAAAGCACUACAUCUGAAGCAACUUGUUGAGAAGUUUUUAAAUCAACCACUUCUAUCAGCUAAAGAUGAAAAUUUUAUACAGACAGAUUCUCAUUAUUCAUUGCUUUCUUUGUUAUUAUGUCUUUCUACUAAUCCAUUAAGCACAACUGUUAAACUGAAUAAAGAAAUUGUGGAAAUAGAAAAUGAGCAUUUUGAUUGGAAAAAAUAUUUGUAUGAUGAAGAAAAUGACAUGAGGAUUGGAGCUUCAAUUGAUGAUACUAUUGAGGAGGUUUUAAUUAACAGUGAUGAUGACACUUGGAUAUUAUAUGAAGAAAACAAUGAAGAGGCGGAAAGAAACAGUUCUGAACAUACUUGUGAAGACAAUUUACAAAUACAAGUAGCUGGCAAUGUUAUGCAAAAUUCUGAAACCCUAGUUUUGGAAAACAAAGUUUGGCUAAAGGAGAAUAUGUGUCCAAUUUAUUGGGAUGAGACUGAAUAUUUGCAAUACAAUUUAACAACAAAAUAUUACUCUAAUAGUUAUCGAGACAUGUGCAAUAAUUGGGAAAUUUAUUUGAAAUCAGAGUGCAAGAAUCAGGGAAAAAGUGCAUUUCGGCUUAUUAAUGAAAUACAGCUUGUCAGAGAAACAUUAUGGAUGAUUCAAGGCAUAAAAAAUUUAUAUAUUUAUAACUACAAAGAUGGAAAGUACCAUGUUAACAAUAAUAUUGCCGUAACUCACCUAAGCCAGGAAACAUUAUUAAGUUUCUUGUCCUCAUUUAUAAUGACUGGUAAUCGUGUUGUCGAACUGAUAGAAUUUACGAAUAAUUUUUCUAUCGAAGAUGGUUCAAAAACAUUUGCUGCAUUUGCUUACGUUAUUGAUAUGUUUUUAAAGAAAAGAAGGGAAAUGAUAAGUGAUUUAGAAAAGACUAUAAUUGAUGAAGAUAAAACACUUACAUUAGCAGUUCUAAAAGAAAAACUGACCAAGGAUCACCAGGAUAUAUUGUGCAUUCAUAAAUUAUACACUGAUGCAAUUGUUCAAGGAUCAUUAUCAUUCUCUACUGUCACAGAGAGAGUUGUUUUUUUCAUGGAUGUUUUUUAUGAGUUCCUUUCAUCACUUGACUUGCUUGGUGAUGCAUGUUUGGACAAGUUUUCAAUGAUCUUGUCAAUGUUUUUGGAUGUUUGUCAGUCAUAUUUGCAAGAUUUAGACCAAUGGAUGACCAUUGGUAAACUUCCUCACAACAGUGAUGAGGAGUUUAUGAUUUGCAGUCUGCAAGCGUCCAAAAUAGUCGAAAAAGAUGAAGAAAAUUAUUGGAGGGCAACUUACCAAAUAAAAGAAACAAAGUCUACUAAUGGAAAUGUGAAAUCUCUUGUACCAAAAUUUAUAGAAGGAAUUCAACAACAGAUUUUAGUUACUGGAAAGUCGCUUGGAUUGCUAGCCGAAUUUGGAGAUUUUUCAUCAUUGGUAGUGGAGACAUCAUUGCAUGAAGAGUUUAGGAUAAAUCUAAUAAAAGAACUACAACAAGCCAAUGAUAGGUUUUUAAAGGGUGAUGAUGGGCAGGUGACUGGUGACAUAACUGAUGGUUCUUCAAUAGGCUUUGAAGAUCCUUUGGUUGAUCAUCUGGUACAACAAAAUUUUAAUCUUAUGUUUGGACAUGCAAAACAGAGAUGUAUUACAAAAAAAUAUAUAAAAAAUAAUCAGAGGAAUGAAGGAGAAUCCUGGAGUGAGCUUCUGAAAAAUGGUGCAUGUCGUCCUCCAAUAAAGUUGCUUAUUCAAAAAAGUCUGUUUCCAGGAAUAUUAAAACGAUAUGAUAGGGUCUGUAAACUUUUAUUGGAUCUUUUUAAAGAGGAAUUUUGUUUGCAUCAACACUUUCAAGUUAUGAAGAAUUUUUUUCUCAUGGAAGAUGGAGGUACAAUGCAUGAGUUUUGCAUUGAGUUAUUCCAGAAGGCAAAGGAGAAAACCCACUGGCAGGAUAAGCCUUUUUUAAAUAUAGUGUUGCAAGAUGCACUUCAAAGAAGACAUUUGCACCUCAUAGGAAGUCUAUCUGUAGAGUUGCAACCUCAUUUUAUAGCAGCUUCAAAUUCCGAUAUUUUUGAUGGUAUGUCUUUGCAUUAUAAGGCACCUUGGCCGGUCACAAUAAUUUUAAAUGCAGAAGCUGAGCAGAAGUACAACGAAAUCUUUAGGUUUCUACUUAAAGUUAAAAGAACAAUGUGGACUCUGGAGCAGUUAAAGUUUCAAGAGCUUAUAAAUGAACCAAGCAUGAGCCAAUCACACCCAACCAUAGGUGAUACUUUUGAUAUAGAGUUAACAUGUAAAUUCAAGAAAGAUGAUUCUGUGCUUGAACCAAUCAAACAAAAGUUAAAGUUACGCAUGCUUAUCUUUCGAAUGAAAAUGAUGCAUGUUAUUCGAAACUUUCAUUUCUACUUGGUUUCAAGAAUUCAGAAUACAACCUGUGCCGAGUUCGAUGCAAAGUUAAAAGAGGCUAAAGAUUUAGAUAAGGUAUUGGAGCAUCACGAAACAUUUUUGCUAAAUUUAAAACAGCGAUGUCUUUUACGAGAAAAGAUUGGUCGUUCGCGUGAUGCAAUAUUCAGAAUUUUAUCUCUUGUUUUUGAUUUUGAAAGUUUAUGGAUGAGAGGAUUGGUUCAUUUAGAUGAAAAUAAGUUGAAUUCGUUGGAGAUUGAUUUCAACAGAUGCGCAGCUUUUUUGCAUUCUUUUUUCAAUAGUCUGGCUAAACGAGGAUCUUAUCCGCAUUUUGAAUUUCUCGCAAAUGCAUUGAAAAUCGAAGCGCAUGGCCAUCAAUACGUAUUCAGAAGGUAGAUUUGUUUUGAGGGCAGUUUCAAAAGAAAUUUUGUCACCUAAUUCUAUUUGCGUUUUUAAUCAGCAUGAUCAAGUUCUAUCCUUAACCUAUUUUUAUUAAAUAUUUUUUAAAUAUAUCUUCGUUGCUUCAAA
Hydra vulgaris (swiftwater hydra) is the source of this 3310-nucleotide messenger RNA. Its product is annotated as gamma-tubulin complex component 5. The record is from RefSeq and is a predicted model, not a curated record. Gene Ontology annotation, molecular function: gamma-tubulin binding; microtubule minus-end binding. Gene Ontology annotation, cellular component: centrosome; equatorial microtubule organizing center; spindle pole. Lineage: Eukaryota; Metazoa; Cnidaria; Hydrozoa; Anthoathecata; Hydridae. Gene Ontology annotation, biological process: spindle assembly; cytoplasmic microtubule organization; microtubule nucleation.